Messenger RNA from Serinus canaria (Common canary), 1723 nucleotides. It is a transcript of the gene PTGDR, whose product is annotated as prostaglandin D2 receptor. NCBI's taxonomy places the organism in Eukaryota, Metazoa, Chordata, Aves, Passeriformes, Fringillidae. Gene Ontology annotation, biological process: G protein-coupled receptor signaling pathway; inflammatory response; positive regulation of cytosolic calcium ion concentration. The coding region runs from base 271 to 1353 and encodes 360 amino acids. Gene Ontology annotation, molecular function: prostaglandin D receptor activity. The record is from RefSeq and is a predicted model, not a curated record. The transcript is spliced from 2 exons. Gene Ontology annotation, cellular component: plasma membrane.
CCGCGGCGAGGGGACAGUCGCCAGCGGCAGCCGCGGCGCGGUGCGAUCCAACCAUCCCAUCGCAUCCCGGUACGAUCCAUCCAUCCCACCGCAUCCCGCUGCGGGACAUCCAUCCAUCCAUCCCAUCGCAUCCAUCCCAUUCCCCCGGUGCUGUGCGGGGUUCAAUCCCAUCCCGGUUCGUGGGGAUAUCCACCGCAGCCAAGCGCCGCGCGGGCCGUCCCGAGGCGGAGCGGGGCAUCCCUCGCCGCGCAUCCCGGAGCGGGGCAUCCCAUGGAAGCCGAGGGUUACCGCUGCCGCAGCAGCCGCCACAUCGAGAGCGGCCAGUCGGCCGUGCCCAGCUCGGUGCUGUUCGCCGCCGGCCUUUUGGGGAACGUCCUGGCUCUGCUGCUGCUGGGCCAGCACCGCCGGCGCUCCCGCUCGCCCGGGGGCCGCCCGCCGCGGGUCUCGGCCUUCUACGUGCUGGUCACGGCGCUGGCGGUCACCGACCUGCUGGGCAAGUGCCUGAUCAGCCCCAUGGUGCUGGCAGCCUACGCCUACAACCGCAGCCUCAGCGAGCUGGGGCCGGGCGGCCGCGGCGAGGAGCAGCCGGGGGUGCUCUGCCAGCUCUUCGCCUUCCUCAUGGCUUUCUUCGGGCUGGCCCCCACGCUGCUGCUGCUGGCCAUGGCUCUGGAGUGCUGGCUUUCCCUGGGCCACCCCUACUUCUACCGGCGGCACCUGACCCGCCGCCUGGGCGCCGCGCUGGGGCCGGCGGCCGCGGGGCUGUGCGCGCUGUUCUGCGCGCUGCCCCUGCUGGGUUUUGGGGAGCCCAUGCAGUACUGCCCGGGCACUUGGUGCUUCAUCCGCAUGGCCGGCGGUGGUCCGGGCCAGCUGGGCUUCCCCGUGCUCUACGCCAGCCUGAUGGGCUUGCUGGUGCUGGCCAUCGUGGCGUGCAACGUGAGCAGCAUGCGGCACCUGUACGGCAUGGCCCGCAGGCAGCCCCGCCGCGGGACCCCCCCCGCCGCAGCCCCGCGCAUGGAGGAGCUCGACCACCUCGUCCUGCUGGGGCUCAUGACCGUCCUCUUCACCGUCUGCUCCCUGCCGCUCAUCAUCCGAGCCUACAUGGGAGCUUUUGCUGCCGAUUUCAAUGAGAACGCCGACCUGAGCGCGCUGCGCUUCCUCUCCGUCAACUCCAUCGUGGACCCCUGGGUCUUCAUCAUCUUCCGCACCUCCGUCUUCCGCUCCUUCGUGCGCCGCGUCUGCCGCCGCCUGGGCUCCCGCAGAGCCUCUCUGAAGGGCUCCAGCCCUGCUGGUGACAGCCAGUUCUGUCCCCCGGGCUGCCGCAGGACAGCUCCGCCGCCGCUCGGCAUCCCUUGAGCGCCGCGCUGCUGCAGAAGCCGGCGGCUGCUGGCGAGGAUGAGGAGCGAGCCUUCGGCCCCGCAGCCCUGCCCUGGAGCAUCCCGAGGCGCCACAGGGCGGUGGCAGGGCUGGGACAGCGUCCAGCUCGCUGCGAGGGACGCCGUGAAGGGUUUCUGUGCCCUCCCCAGGCUGCGUUUUGCCCCGGAGAGGAUCUGGGAUCUCCUGAGAUCCGGGAAUAUUCCGAGCAGCAGCGUUUUGUGGAGGCUUUGGGGAGAGCCCGGCUCCAGGAAGGCAGAGGGGCUUUGGAGUGUGGUUCAGGGCAGUGGGGACGCACAGGGAGGGGAAGUGUGGCUGUGUCCCCCAGGAAUAAAAGUGGUUCAGUGUUUCA